Messenger RNA from Aricia agestis (brown argus), 2983 nucleotides. RefSeq lists its product as uncharacterized. NCBI's taxonomy places the organism in Eukaryota, Metazoa, Arthropoda, Insecta, Lepidoptera, Lycaenidae. The transcript is spliced from 7 exons. The coding region runs from base 220 to 2745 and encodes 841 amino acids. The record is from RefSeq and is a predicted model, not a curated record. Gene Ontology annotation, cellular component: centriole. Gene Ontology annotation, molecular function: protein binding. Gene Ontology annotation, biological process: centrosome duplication; centriole replication; regulation of cytokinesis.
UUGGCAGUUUGCUGUUUUACAAAAAUUUAUAAACAAUGAUACAAACAGUGAAAUAAAGUAAACUAAACUAUUCAAAUUUACCUUCAGGAUCCAAAAUUAACGAUACCAUUAAAUAUAUUUAUGCAUCUGUAUAAUUUUGUAUAUGUGUAGCUUCUAUAAAAUCCUAGAAUUUGCUACUAAAGAAAGUAGCCAUACCAAAAAGCUAAUGAAAGUAGCAAGAUGAACGACCCGUGGGAUGUGAAGUCUGUGAGACAAUCGGACCAGUAUAUAUCGUGUAUGAAGCUGAAUGGAGUCCCCCUGCUGCCGCCUGUUCUAUCUAAAGAAUGCCAUGAAGAAAUGAGAAACUACAAGUUUCUUGCUCUCGAGGUUGAGAAGAGAAUAGAGACUUUAAAAUCUCUCACUCUUCAAAGUGAUGUCAACUCCUCAGAAGAUGAAACUGAUGCUCCGGAACUCCCAGAGUCUGACCAAACAUUUGAUAUACCAUCAGUUAUAGAGUCCAAUAGUUAUAAAAACAAAUCUCUCAACCUAAAUCCAAACAUUGAAAAUGGCUAUGAAGAUUACAAAUUCAAUAUGUCCAACGAUAACAAUUCGCCAACUCUAAGUAACGUGUCCGAAUGUUUCUCUUCCAAAGCAUCUUCCAAGUUAGUGAUUGAUUUAAGUUUAAGCAUUAAUGAUACUGCAAGAAACUUAAUCGAUAGCAACAACACUUCCCAAACUCCUAAUGAUUUGCCCGAAAGAGACUGUGAUUGUGUCAAUGACAAUAAGAAUGUUGGUUCUGAUGAGACUAAAAAACAAUCAAAUGCACAAGAAAAAGUUACAGUAAGUUUAAGUAUAAACAAACAAUCCUUCUCAGAUCCACUGCCAAAUUUUCACUUAGAAGAUGGACCUGCUUCCCUUGGCUCGAAAAGCUUCACGGGUUCCCUGACAGACUUACACAAGGAGAGUACAAAAGAAGUUAAAACUGCGCCCCUGCUGCGCCAAAGAUCUUAUACUGUCCUCAAACCUAGCCCAAUGCUUCUUGCACACUUGGAGGUUCAAUCCCUGAACAGAGGAGUUGAUGUCAAAUCAAUCUCAAUGAGUGAAUCCUUGUCUAAUGUUAGCUGCAUGAAUAAAAAAAGAAGAAGCUGGGAUUUAGAGUCUGCCAAAAUUAAAUGGUCCUCCAUGGCCUUAGAGCUAAAGGAGAAGGUUAAGGAGAAGCAUCUUAAGCACAACAGUAGUGCCAGUUCGAAUAUAAUGUCCAAAACAACGCCUAAGAAAGCGCAAUCUAAUACGCCAUCUAAGUUAAAACCUAUGGAUAAGUCAAAACGCGUCACACCUAAAGCAUCAGUGAAGUCUGAACCGGCGCAACGCCCGACGAAACUACCGAGCCCUGUUAGAUGCUCAUCUCAAAAUCCCAAACCUUCAUCAUCGCAAAACAAUGUUGAAAAGAAGACGGAAGAAACAAAACACAAACCGAUUUCAGAAUCGGAAGACCCGGCGACGAAAGUCAGGGAACUUUACGAGAAAGUGCAAAAACAGCAGCUGGUGCAAAUGGCGAACCUGGUCGAAAAGCAGAAGAGAGAACAGAUACUGCUGCAUCAACUAUUCGAGGAACAAAACAAUCUGCUGUUCACCCAACUCAAGACAAUAUGCCCGAAAUCGCCGAACGAGGUGAAAGAGGCGUGGGUCGAGAAGGACGCGGAUAGGGGACCAGUGAGCUUGAGCCAGUUGAUCAACCAGAAAACGGAACCCGACAGUCCAGUCAUCGCGACGUUGACAGAAACGAAUAACUAUCUAAACCAGUGCGAUCAGAUUCUCAAAAAGUCGAGAAACAUGUCUGAAAGUAUCAAAAGGCCUCCGCAAGAAAAGCCAUCCACUCUAUCGCUAGAAGGCAGCAUAACUCGCACGCAUUCGCCUAACACUCCAAACCCGAAUAUAUCUCGAAAACUCGUAUACGAUACGAGCGCAUCGUCUGAGCGCGAUUACGACGUGGUUCUUACCGACCGAACCAACGAUACUCUGGCGGACCUCAAUGUCACGUUUCCUUCCGAUCACAGCGAGUCCCGUCCGAACAGCACGUUGACUAAUACCUGUAUAAAACAGACCAUAGAGAGUCCGCUAUCUGCCCCGGUGGCGAACGCUUCGCACAGAUCUAGCGAAAGAGCAGUAAAAAGUAUGGAAGAGACACUCCAGGACUCUCUCAGGUGUAUCUACGGCCCGAGAACGAAACAGAAGGUCCGCCGCAAUCCAACAGCGCAAGAGCGUGAAGCCGCGACCAAAAUCGUCGCGUGUGCUAAGGGCUACCUGGUCAGGCGGCUGAUGCGCACGGAGCGAGUGCAGACCACCGUCCAGACUAUUAGAGACACGUUGGUUCUGGCGCUGCAGCUGCACCAGGACGGCAGGGGCAUAUGGGGCGCCGAUGUGGACCUCCACAGGCGGCUUAUACAGCAGAUAACAGCAGCAUGUUACACGUUACACGACACGUUCGUGGCGAGCACGGCGGCAGAGCGGUGCGCGCUCAUCGCCGCAGACCGCAGCCGCCGCAAGGCGCUGGCGGCGCGCCCGCUCGUGCCCGUACGGCAGUAUAGACCCACGGACGUGAUGUCUGCGAGCCACAGCGGCGCGUUCCCCGCGCGGCCGCAGCGCUCCAGCCCGUCGCUGAUGACGCAGUCCAGCUAUGGUAAACCAGCAGACAGAGCUAUAGCGGCGAGAAGGCGCGUCGGUACGUGCCCAGCCCGCGCCGGCGGCCGUGGCGUUGACAGCUAGCGACUAACACUAUGUGCCUUCACUGUGGGGACAAGUUGUGGUAAUGCAAUAAUGCAGUAAUGCAGUGUCUUCUACUAUGGAUAUUCAGGAUCCAAAACUUUAUAGCCUUAUCCUUAUAAAUGCUACGAUGUGUCUGUCUGUCCAGGACGCUUUGACUCUGUCAAAGUGUGAGUUGAGCCUUUUGUAUGGAAAUCCUUAUGCUAAGUACUCACAUACGGUUUUGCUCGAUAGUUUUACU